This is a messenger RNA of Chrysemys picta bellii (western painted turtle), 1777 nucleotides long. NCBI's taxonomy places the organism in Eukaryota, Metazoa, Chordata, Testudines, Emydidae. The record is from RefSeq and is a predicted model, not a curated record.
CCCAUGCUUGUGUUUGUUGUGAACAGUGCCCUGAGGCUGUCUCCUACGUAACUCCUGGAAGCUGCUUCCCUCCCUGUGAUUUUUGGCCUUGGUACAAAUGCCAUCUGUCCCUGUCCAUGCGCAGGGUUUGCAGGCGUCUGGCAGUGGGUUGCUGGGACGCCGUCUGAAAUCAAAACCAUGUGCAGCAUCCCCGGAGUGGAAUGCUUCACCUUCUGCAUGAUUAAUGUACAUUCCGGGAAACCCCACUAAAAUCUGUCACUUGCUGCAUGAUUCUAGGCCUAGAGGCUGCCGGCUGAGAAAUCCGCGGUCUCUGCUGAUGUGUCUGCCCUGUGAGCCCUAGACAGUGUCUCCAUGCAAACAGUAGCUCCGUUCCUUUAUUUUUAGCCAUGUCCUCUGGACUGUGACCGAGCCCUGUCUUGUCCAGCUGGCUCCUGUGAAAAGAAAUUAGGGUCACUAAAAAUAUACCAGAUAGUCAACAACUUGUCUUCAGGCUGGGCUUCCUCUGCUGCAGGAAUUCUGUCCUCUGAAAUCUUGCCGUGCGCACGGGAUGUCCUCACUGCGGGAGUGGUGUCAAGACUGACGUGAGACGCCUCGCAGGUGAGCUGGGAAAUGAAGACGUUGAGGUCUGUGGUUCUCUCCUUGGCUUCUCUUUGGGCUCUCGCCUUGCUGGAAACUUCUCAGGUAACUGAAUUCCUCCAGCUGAAUUCUCUCCGCCGUCCCCUCAUUCCCGUAACCUGUCUCUGUCCCGGCGGCUCAGGUACGUGGCGUCUCAGAGGGUCACAGCCGGUGGGAGGAGAGAGGAGGGCCCGUCUGUAGAGAGCCAGCCCGCGACUGUGGCUGUUUGUUCACUGUGUGAGAUGCCAGCAGGCUGUGCAGUUGGGAAUGGCACCCGACUCUUUCGAUGACCAAUACACUGGCUGCACUGAGGAAAUGGAAAGGGAUAUUGCACCUCGCCUGCUAGAGGAGGAAAAAGCCAGACACCCGCUGCUGGGCUCUAUGUGGGGAAACCUAUCGGCUGUUUGGGCAAUUAAGAAGAAAAGGCUUUCUGUGCCCGAGGGCUUUAGGGAUGAACAUGGCAUAGCCAUCCUGGUCUACACUGAUUCCUCCAAGCCACUGUACUGGGAGUUGAACAAGGCAGUGAGAGAGGCUGGGGUCUCCCGAGAUAACUACAUGAGCAAUUUCCACUUCAAAGCUCUCCAUUACUAUCUGACGAGAGCCCUGCAGCUCUUACGGGCUGACUGUGGCCCCCUGUUCAGACGCCAGCUGUUCCGGGGAGUCCGAUCCAUCCGCUUUGAGCCCAGCGGGGCAGGUAUGUUCCGGUUCGGACAGUUCACCUCUUCCUCGCUGGACAUGGCUUUAGCUCGGAGUUACGGCAACGCCACGUUCUUCACCCUGCGCUCCUGCUUCGGCGUCCUCAUCGAGUCGUUCUCCGCCAUCCCUUCCGAGCGAGAAGUGCUGAUCCCCGGGAGCGAAGUGUUCAACAUCUCCAGCUUCUCCCGGGAGGGGAACUGCAGCGUCUUCCUCCUGCACAGCAUGAACCGGACCUGCAGCCAUUACAACUGCGCCUACCUUGGGGGAGAGAAGUCUCCAGAAUGUGUUGACAACACAGUUGCAGGUAGGAGCGUCAGGGUGUCCGGCAACAUGAGCCCUGCGUUCGUCGGUGGAAUUGUCCUGGUCAACAUUGCUGCUCAGAAACUCUUCGCCAAUUUCAAACUCAUCUUGAUUUUGUAAAAAAAAAAAAAGUACUCAAAAAAAAUAAAUGGAGGUGGGGUCCUUU